ACGGAAUUGGCGACGACGCAGACGACGAGGACGCCGAGGACGACGAGGACGAGAACGGUUCGUCAUUUAGCGAUAUUUGUCUCAGUUGCAUCCGAACGCUUCAGCAGUAAACGUUAUCGAAAGUGGCAACGCACAAAUCUGGUGUACAAAGGUCGGCUUCAUCUUGUAGCUUCGACCACCGCCACCAGCAUGGUGACCAACAAUGCCACAAACAAUAACAAUUUGCAAAAUAACAACAACAGCAACACAGCGAAUAACAACAACGACGACUUUGACAUUGACCAGGAUGAUGGCUUACAGGACUUGGGCUUGCCCGUGUCCGUGCAGACGUUCCUGUGGCGCCAAAUCGCCCCGUUCAUAAGACCCAAGCUGGGCAAACUGCAUGAGGCGAGCUGCAUGUUUUGUCAACAUGCACCGGGACACCAUGAGUCGAAAGAGGCUUGCAAGUCCUUCGAGAAGGUGCUCGUGCAAAACAUACAAUUCGGCCUGUCGCCGCCGCUAACUAAAGCGCUGGGCGCAAUACCGCGCUGGCGUCUGCUUCAGGGCGCGUUGCCUCAUGUCAUGCACGCGUGCGCCGCUCUGCUGCACAAUCGAGUCAAGGAUAUGCAGGCUAUAGGUCCGGUGGAAACCAAAUUGCUCUAUACCAUGCAAUGGAUCCUCCUUUAUGCAGCCGAAGAAUGUGCCGAUGACGAAGGUGGUGUGGACUUGGGUCUGGCCGAGGCAGCUGAACAGAAAGCCAAGUCCAUGGAUCAGUACUUGUUCUCGAUCCCCACCAUUACAUUGUUUGUUUAUCUCUUUGCUCCCAUUAUACACCAUUUGAAAGAGUCCGAUUUUCAAAAUUUCCGCUUGGAAAAUGGUAUUAAGCUUUGGCAGGGCAUGUGGGACAAUCGUGCCCCUGGCGCUCCCUGCUUCACUGCCCCCGUCAAGCCCAAAGCACGCAAUUUGCUCUGCGCACCCACACCCAAGGGCUCUACAGAUGUUUUUCCCGCACGCAAGCAAUCUCUGAAUGCCGAUAUAAUGUCCCCCAAAGCGGACUCACCACAAAGUAUUGUCUCCGACUAUACCAAACAGGAUGAGGAGGGCUCUUGGGUAUCUUCGCCGAAGGAAUUCGCCUUUCCCGAAACCAUACCAGAGGAGGUGUCCAGCGUGGAAGACGAGCGUGUUGUCAUCUUUCGGCUUCCCUCGGUACCACACCUUAUGGAUAAUUCCUUUUUUACGGCUGAUGCCAGUUUAUUGCAGCAACAACAGUCGCAGAGUCGUCGUGGCAGUCGCCAGUCCGUGCACUCAGGCACCAAGGAGAAGGUGCCCUCCACCAAAUUCGAGUUCGAUCAACAGGAAUUGAUGCGAGGUGCUUCGAUGAAAGAAAGGCGUAGCGCAUCAAUGGAGAAAGAGUCGGAAUCGGAGAAGUCAGAAAGUGUAAAGGCAGAUGUUUCAGCGGCCACGUUUCUGGAUGUGGCCGUCCUACGAUGUCUGUUCAUUUCACACUGGCAGGAAGAGGGCAUUUUCUGGAGUCUGCAGUACAUAUAUAAUCGUCUCAGCGAAAUUGGCGAAGAUGCGGCUAUUACUCUAAAUCAGCCGCGCAAGCGUUCGAACUCUCUGCCUAUACCACAAAUAGAGAUUUCACUUUACCAGGGUCCGGGCAGCAAUAGUCGCGAUAGCCCCGGAAGCUCUGUCGUAAAGGACUAUAUUGAAAUACCAGAACCUACAGUGACGACUUGCGCAGUUGAGGAAACUAUCAGUCCUAGUUCAGAGCGUCGCGGCAGCGAAAAAAAGAAGCGCGUCAAAAUGGCUGACCUACGCGCUUUUGUCGAGACGAAAAUGUUUUCAAAGUCGGAGAAGAAUUUGGAAAAAGUAGGGCUUGAAACAAACUCUGCCAAUGGCAAGCCAGCACUGCAACAUGCAGAAUAUCAUCGCAGCCUCGACACAGGAGAGAAAAAGCUUUCCCGUUCCGCCUCUAUGAUAACUCGUGAGCCAGCCAGCAAUCUCAUUAAGGGCAAGUCCAUGCCGAGUCUAAGCUGUCUGCUCGAUAGCGGAUACGUGGAGCCGCCAAAGGCAGUGCGUCCAACACCGAUAGUAUGUCCACGCUCCACAGCAUUUUAUCCGCGCAACCCCAUCAUAACAGUGACGGAGCACACACCCACGCCCUCGCCGGAUUACAUGAAGAGACAGGGCUCCAUUGACUCGCAGCUAGACGCACUGAGCAAUGGCGGCAGCAUAGCUGGUCUUGGAGGCGGCGGUGGUAAUGGCAGUGCCGGAGGAAGCACCACCACACGCUAUCGGGGACAAAUGCUCCGCUCUCACACGGACUCCCACAUCGAUUACACAGGCGUGGAUGAGUCUGAGGCGCCAGGCUCGUCUUUUUACAUAACACGUGAUGGCGGAAUCGAUUAUGAAAUUGUUCUGCUGGCUAUAAGCAACGUAUUUAAGCGAGAUCCCUCUCAAGUGUGCUCGCUGCGUGUCCUGGAGGCUGGGCUAAACAUUUGCGAGCUGCUUAUCGAAAUGGGAGUUUUGAAACUAGGCGAGCAUGCGCAUGAGAUUUCCAUGGGCAUAACGCGUAGAGCGCUGCAAGUUCUGGGCUGUCCACAUGGAUGUAAUGAUGGUGUGCGUGGUCCGCCCGCCGACUUUUUGCGCAAUCAAUGCCAGAAGAUUCUAUCGCGGAUGCUACGCCAGGCCAACCAGCGUACCAAGCGUUAUCUACAGGAGAUGGUGAAGACUUCCCCGCUCCUAGAACUCGUCGACUACUUUCAUGCAUUUCUUGCAUUCUGUGUCGAUCCCAGUUCAUUGCUUUCGCCCCUAAGUCAGGGCGGCUAUUCGACAAAUUUUAGUGGCGGCAUGAGCGGCGGUGCCGAGGCUCAAGUUGUUGGUGCCGUGUUCAAGCAGCUGGUCAGUCGUUUUGUGGAUGCCUCCAAAGAUCUGAAGUCGCCAGAGAAUAUAGCACUGUAUGGCGAUAUACGCCAGUUGGUCACAUAUGUGAAAGGAGCCCAUGGCGGACCAUUUCGUCUGGUGGCAUUGAGUGGCAUAUUGGCAGUUACGCCCCGCCCGCACAAGAAAGGACCGGCAGCCCAGACCACAAGGGUUAUAAGACACAUUCCCCAGGCCAAUGUAGUGCAGAAUAUUCAGAACGAAGACAAUCGCUCGCAGCGGCGCCUUUUACUCAAGAAACGCAGCACCUCUUCUGCCUGCGCCAGUCUACUGGAGACCGAACCAUGCGAUGAUCACUAUAAGACCAGCCAAUCACCGCUCAGUAAUUUUCGUCGUCGAACCACUGGUGUGCGACCAACGUUGACACCACGUCAUAGCGAGCGCGCCCUUCUCUCCGAUUCUACGUCCAGCUCGGAGCGCAAUUCGUUGGGACGGCUCAGCGGCUUGGUGCGCUGGUUUCGCGGGGCGCCCAAAGAGGCGUCAUCCAUUGACCUAGAGAUAGGCUCACUGAACCCUGAGAUAUCAUCCACUUUUAUGCGGCAUGCUUCGCUAAAAGUGCAGCGGGGUCGUUCCAGCGAUGGCAUUGGACGCUCCAUUCAGCGCGCCAAGCGACGUGUAGAGCGACGACUGAACCGUUUCGGCGGCAUUGUGAAGGGCAAGAAGAAGGUGGGCGGUAUCGAAGAGACGGCUGAUUACAGCCGGCGCAGCUCAUCGGACAUGUGCGAUGGGCCGCGGGAAUCGGAGGUGGUUAUCCUAAAGGAACGUAAGCUCAUACCCAUCGAACCAGUGCGAGUGGGAAUGCUUCGUUUGUCUUUUCUUCUGGAAACCUGUGCACCAGGCUCUUUUCCCGAUCCUCAGCUUAUUGCGGCAGUGCUAGAUCUGCCACAAGCCCCGCUGGUCACCCGAGCUACAUAUCUGCUAGAAUGCGCUCACUUUGUGCACUUGUGCAACAAGGGCCAAUGGCCUGCAUGGAUGAAGCAGAAUGUGGGAGGGUAUCGUGCGUCAGGCGCCAACAUUAAUCCCAAUCAAAUUAAACAGCACGCUAGCCAAACCAGCGCCAGGCGAACCCAUAUUUUGCAACGAGCCGCCGGCAAAAUGUUUCAUCAGUGGGCAGAGAUGGUGGGCGCUCGUCUGGAGGAAAUACUCUUCACCGAACGUCUGCAAUAUGAAGCUAUCAAUGCCAGUCUCACUGAUCCCGAAAAACAGCGUGAACUUCUGCAGCAGGAUGAAGAAGAGGAUUUCCUGGAUGAGUCAUCUGUCAAUCCACAUGGCAACGACUGUCCACAUGCCCUGAAACUUAUUGCCUGUGUUUUGCUGUUUGAGAUCACAGCGUUUUUGAGAGACACCUAUAUAUUGCUGCCAAAAACUUCAAAACUUCUGCACAAGGAGAAGCCAGCACCCUGGGAGAAAGUCUAUCGCGAAGCAAAUCGGCGAUGGUCCAUGGCAUUGAGCUCAAUGGGACAUUCACAGACCUCUGCGCAGAGCUUGCAGUCGAUUGCGGCAGGCAAUGAUGGCGCUGGGGGGCAGACAGAGAGGAAGAUUUCAUUUGUACUCCAUGAGCCGGACAACGAAUCGGAGAACAGCAGCAACACUACUUUAACCAAGGAAGGCGAAGAGGCCCGUAGACCUACAGCAUCUGCAGUGCGCCCAUUUCUGUUGCGACGCGGCACAGCUACAACAACUGGAGGGUCAUUCAAACGACGCUCGCUCAAGCUGCGCCGCAACACAAAGGAUGGAAAGGAUAUUGAAACAGAUUUUACACGAGUUGAUUCCAUACAGUCCCGUCGCAAAGUUUCCUCCCUCUCAGACCGCAGUGAUACAUCGGAGCAGGGCAUGGUCAGUGGGGGUGAAGAGUCCCCUGGUAUACUCAGCGAUGACCAACAACCCGAGUCCCCAACAGACUCGAAUGAAACAGAUGAUACGGCCAAAAAUAUGCCCUGGUUAAAGGCCGUUAUCGACUUAAUCUCUAGCUACAACUACUAUUGUCCCCAUAAGGGCUAUUGCCAUCCAUUUUGCUACAAGCGUCACAUGAGAGCCUGCACGCGUCUUAUAAAGGCGACCCGUAAGGUCUAUGGAGAGGAAUUUGGAUUCACAUUUGAUGCCGAUCAUCCUACCGUUGAACCAACAGCUGUUAGUUCCGCCAAGUCGCACUCAUCUCGACCACGUUCUACGCGUAAAGUUUCAGAACAAAGCUCGACGCAAACAUCUCCGUCCAAGCGCAAGGAUAGCUUGUCGCGCAAAGACCGCAUAAGCGAUGACCCUGACAUCGAAAUGGCUGAGAAAUUAGCCAAAGCUUUUCGCCAGGAAAAGGAGAAGAAACUACUGGAGGAAACGCCUAUUUUGAAAUUUUUGCGUUUCCACAUACGCAGUCUAUUUCACUUUCCGUUGGCCACCAUGUUAAAGGGAGCUGUUGUGCUUACCGAGGAAAUGGUCAUCGAGGCAAUGCCAGCAGCAUGGGAAUUGUUAUUGGAAACGAAUCACGACACGGCUACAUCAAGCGCAGCAGUGUUCCUAAUGGGUUCGGUGAAAGCACAAAAUUUCGCAUUUGACAUUAUGCAACGCGCCCUGAAGCACAAGGACCCUGACAUACGUAUAGGGGCCAUCCAACGUUACUUGGUGCUGUGGAAAUGCCGGUUUCAUGUCUGGCCACGUAUGGAGGAGAAUGCGCAUGAUGUGACCUUUAAAGUGCCCCCGGGAGGAAUUGAAUUUACGUUGCCGUCACCCAAAAUCGGCAUUGAGAGUCUGCCCGUUGUCGACCCCCCGUGGAUGCCGGUGCAGCAAACGAAAGACAUGGAUGUUACUCUCAAUCAGGACAGACAUCGUUCCCUCGUAACUGCCACGAAGAGCCGGAAGAUGCAGCAAACCGAGGCAAUUCGCAAUGCAUUGCGUCAGCAGCGUGACAAGCAACGGGCCGAACGCCAUAGCUUCCUUAUUACCAUGAUACCGAUUAGUCAACAAGCAUCCCAUGAACCGGGUAUGGAGCAUGAGGAUCACGAAAUCGAAGAAGAUAUUGAUGGUACGCGCAUGUCUUCGCAUUUGCAUCACGCACACUCCCUCUUCCCAUCGGUUUUAUGCUCCUCCGUAAUGCAAAUUGUCGGAUGUCUGGACGAUGCAGCCAUUGGAUCGGAUGGAAAUGCCGUCUAUGAGGUUGCCUAUCAGGUAAUCUGGGUAUGUUUAGUGGAGGAGUCCGCAUUGUUUUUGCGCUAUGUAUUUGAGCGUUUGACGCGAGAUCGCCAGGAUCAAAUGUUCAAGUUACUCCGCCAUUUAAUACGUUUUGUACCACGACUGCCGCAACAGGCAGCCUUUGCUCUCUACAACUCCAUUAUCGGCUACAUUAUGUUUUACGUGCGCUCCUCGAACGAACUGAAGCAAGAGCUCGUCGGCUCUGCUCUGUCGGUCCUCUGGAUGGUUGUGCACUCUGUCCAUGGCAUUAUGUUCAAAGACUUGAAGCAAAUACUUCGAAAGGAACAGUGCGAUGCUUCCAUCCUGCUUACCGCCAAUGUGCCCGCUGCAAAAAAGAUUGUUGUUCAUGGUCCAGCGGACGAUGAUUAUAACAUACCUUCCCAAUUUCCUGUACAAGAGGACACCCUGUUCUGCCAGCUGCUGAAGGAAGCGCUGGAUUAUUAUCCCAUUGACGAGAAAAAUAUCUCCCACUACUGUCUGGUUGACUAUAAGAGCAGCAAAAUACUCAAUCCCAACUGGUAUAUACGCGAUUUGUAUUUCUUUAAGCGUUCACAAUAUCCCGAAGUGCGAUUAAUGCUCAUGCGUCCCGACGAAUCCUUUUUGGCUCUGCAAAAGCAAGAGCUGACCAAAAAGUUUGUAGAAAUCGGUAAAGUGCACUUGACAUGGGCAAUCUUGAAGAAUGUUGAUAUGGUCGUUCAGCGGGUAGUGUUUCUGCAUGAGGAGCUCAUGAAGCUUCCAUCCUUUCCACGGAAAGCACUUGAAGUGGAUCUAGAUUUGCACCACGGUGGAGAAUAUGGCAAGGUUCUACUUGGCCUGGACGUCCUACAUAAGUUCAUGUGGGUUCGCCUCAUUGCCCGUAUGUUCGAGGCUAUGGCCGGAAAUUUUGCCUACUCGGCAGAUAUCCAGCUUUUUUUGAAUGUGCUCUCUGGCGCAUCCAUACUUCACGCCGAAGAUUCGUGUAUUAUGCGUUAUGUGAUGGCUACGUUUAUCAAUGCCGCCUUCAACUUUAAGAAUAUUUUCUCCACAAAGGGGUAUUUUAUGAUUAUGCCCACCUUGCUUCAAGUCUAUUCACUGCAUCAGACGAAUAAAUUAAUCACCACGACUAUUGAGUAUGCGGUAAAGCAGUUUUAUUUGCUAAACCGUAAGCCUUUCAUACUGCAAAUGUUUGGAUCGGUGUCAGCCAUUUUGGAUACAGAUGAAGACGGCACCUAUGGUGAAGCCCACAAGGUGCAAUCUAGCUGUCUGUUCAAUCUACUGCUUAGUCUAGAGGAUCCCUCGCCAGAUCCAUUAAACAUUGCCGAGCUGGUGAAGGAACCCAAGCCCUUGAAAGCAAUUGACUUUUGCUACCACGAUGAAGACGAUGACGUCACUGUGCUGGAUUGCAUAACACUGUGCGUCAUGGUCGUAUCCUAUUCGGCGGAAAGCACACGCGGAUAUCAAAUGCUGAUCAUCCUGGAGGCUAUUCUGCCUUGCUACUUACAGCAGAUUCAAUCGCCUAGUUAUAUACCAUUACAGGGCAAAUCAGAACGAGAUAUUAUACUACAGUUAGCAGUGGCCAUACGUACAAUGGUUCACAACUGCGAGGGUUUAGCAAAAAGCUACAACGGACCUUAUCGAAACAGUCCCGAGCACAAGGGUUCCUCACAGCGCAACUGCAGCCGUGGCCCGCCUUGCUCCCCCGGGCUAGACUUUGAAGAAGAAUCGCACACGAAAUACGUCACCGACCCACGCACGAAGAAUAUGAUGGACUCUGGCGAAGAUUCUGAAAUGAUACGCACCGAGUAUAGGCGGCCGCGUGAUGUACUCCUCUCCGUGGUUGGUGAUUUUCUGACCAAGUCAACCACUCGCCUGGUCGAGUUGUCCAAGAAGCUGCCCAGCGAUACCAAACCCACCGAAGUAUUAGAUGCCAAGUGUCACAUUCGACUGGCGGACAUCGCCCACUCACUUCUAAAGGUGUCUCCGUAUGAUCCCGAAUCUAUGGCCUGUCGUGGACUACAACGCUAUAUGCAGUCUGUACUGCCACGUGCCGAUUGGUCUAAUGAUACACUGCGCAAUGCUUUGGUCACCAUACUUCGUCGCAUUGACAAGGUAUUCCUUAAAAUAUCAAAGAAGCCCUCCAUACGCCGCAACACAGAUUGGGAAGCGGCAGCUGGAUUACUUAAAGGCAUACAUGAGACCAUCAUUCGUCAUCCGUACGUACUGCACUGGCAGCAAAUGAAGACUUUAAUUAGCACAGUGCAAAAUCUGAUUGUCAACGAACCGGGGUCCGGAAUACCCGAAGGCGUUUCCAGCGCAGGGGCAGCACUCAUGUCUCAGAAUCCACCGGCCUUUUUCUGUUCAGCUGUGGUGCGUCUCGUGGCACUGCAAGUGGUCAGUCCCGUGGAUUGCUUUUCGUUGGUUCAAAUAUGCGGCGGUAGCGCCGAAUUUGCAACGCAGGAAAAGGCCGAGGGUUUUCUAAUGCAUCUGAUCAUGCCACUAUGCUUGAAAGUCUGCUCGGGUCGCGGCGUCUCCGAUGUGGGUGAACUGAAGAUGACGGAUGUGACAUUUCUGCUAACAGCUGUGCUAAAUGCUAUGAGUCCACCAGCAGGUCGGACGGGCCAAGCAGUGUCGCAAAUAAAUCGUGUGACUGGAGACUUGCGGGCAGGAUCUCUGACCUUUACGGGCAGUCGGGAUGCUAAGCGUCCAGCUAGAAUUUCGGGCUCACUAUAUCAAGCUGCGUUCUUGGCGCUACGUAUUGUGUGCAUUUGCUUUGAGAAUCGUCUGUCUACCGAAUGGCCGCGAAUUGUAAGAGUAAUGCGUGAUCUGGGAAGGCGAAAUGAGGCUGCUCCAGAUCUCUGGAGUUUCAUGGAGUUUGUUGUCACGCAUCGCACACCUUUGUACAUUGUACUGUUGCCCUUCAUUUUGCACAAGAUAUCCCAGCCACCAAUUGGUGAUCAUGAGCGGCACAUGCAAUUCAUAAUACGCGAGCGUCUGCGCGGCACACCGCCCCAGGGUGGAAUAAAAUCCAAAGGCGCUUUGCUACUGGAGCUGGCUCGCGAAUUGCGGGAUCUGCGCGACGAACUGGAGGAGAAGCGUUAUGUUUCCACAGAUCGGGAGAGCUCGGAUCAAAAGAAGAGCGAUACUCCAGCCGCCACAAGCGCCACGGAUGCACACAAAUCACAACAGCGACCGUCGCUGAUUUCUAUUUUCACUGGCACAACCACCGGUCAGGCCACACAUUCUCAUGUUUCGGCGGUGCCCAUCGAUUCACGCAGUGGCUCUGGGGGUAUAUGCACACCCAGCGACACAUUGUCUCAGCAAACGCUACAUCCGCCGAGGGAAUCGGUAUCUAGUAGCUCUACAGGACGCGAUCCACACACAACAACCAGCGAAAGUCACAGUGGCGAAGCAGCCAUUGGUUCGGCACCUACGUUAGUGGGCCAAGCGCCGUGCUGUGGGCCAACAACGUCUAGUCAUGGAGCUAGCUCUGGUACCAUAGCUUCAGCAUUGCCUCCAGGCGUUGUGUCGCAACUCUCACAUUCGCAGUCGCUGCAACAGGCGCCAUUCAAGGCACAGCCGCCAAAGUUGCGUUUUGUAUCAUCCGUGGAAUUCCGGCACUCUUCCGGCGAAACUUCAACUACCCCUCUAUCACCUGAAAGUCCAGCAGAAGACAGUUCUGGUGAUCAUACGCGUUCGAGACUACAGCGCUCCAAGGCUGCUAGCCGCAAGACCUUUAGAUUAAAGCGUAGCCGACUAACGCCUAUAGAGCCGCCAAGUAUCGUAACUUCGCUGUCUCAAGAGGAAAACCAGACAAAGGCCAUUGGUGAAAUAUCUUGGGACUCGGUCUCGCAAACUUCCUCUACUUCAGGGUAUCGCGACAACAAUAGUUUGCAAGCAGGUCUUCUUUCGCCGGAUGGCUCAUUAGGUGGACUUACGCUGGGUCGCUCUCCAUCACAGCACUCAUUACUAAUGGUCUUCGAAGGUCAGGAUGAGGACACGCUUAUUUAACAAUCACAGAACGGCAACUGAAGCUACGA
Molecule: messenger RNA, 10121 nt
Organism: Scaptodrosophila lebanonensis
Lineage: Eukaryota; Metazoa; Arthropoda; Insecta; Diptera; Drosophilidae
Gene: unc80
Product: protein unc-80 homolog
Exons: 30
Coding region: 190-10092 (3300 amino acids)
Biological process (GO): monoatomic cation homeostasis
Cellular component (GO): cation channel complex; axon
Molecular function (GO): monoatomic cation channel activity
Source: RefSeq, a predicted model, not a curated record